This is a messenger RNA of Diceros bicornis minor, 948 nucleotides long. It is a transcript of the gene NTMT2, whose product is annotated as N-terminal Xaa-Pro-Lys N-methyltransferase 2. The transcript has 4 exons. The record is from RefSeq and is a predicted model, not a curated record. Gene Ontology annotation, cellular component: cytoplasm. Gene Ontology annotation, molecular function: N-terminal protein N-methyltransferase activity. Gene Ontology annotation, biological process: N-terminal protein amino acid methylation. The coding region runs from base 1 to 867 and encodes 288 amino acids. NCBI's taxonomy places the organism in Eukaryota, Metazoa, Chordata, Mammalia, Perissodactyla, Rhinocerotidae.
AUGGCCCACCUGGGAGCCCAUUUUGCCUUUAGAUCCCGCUGGCAGAAGACGGAUGAUGAACUCUGUCGACAUAGCACGUCCUUUAUCCUUCACAGAGCCAUUCGCAAUGACUUCUUUCAGAGCUAUCUCUACCUGCUGGAAAAAAUUCCCCUGGUGAAACUGUAUGCUUUAACAAGUCAAGUCAUCAAUGGUGAGAUGCAGUUCUAUGCCAGAGCUAAACUUUUCUACCAAGAAGUACCAGCUACAGAAGAGGGUAUGAUGGGAAAUUUCAUUGAACUGUCCAACCCAGAUAUCCAGGCCUCUCGGGAAUUUCUUAGGAAAUUUGUUGGGGGGCCUGGGAGAGCUGGGACGGACUGCGCCUUGGAUUGCGGCUCCGGGAUAGGAAGGGUCAGCAAGCAUGUCUUGUUGCCAGUUUUCAACAGUGUGGAGCUGGUGGACAUGAUGGAAUCGUUCCUCCUCGAAGCCCAGAACUACCUGCAGGUCAAAGGGGACAAGGUAGAGAGCUACCACUGCUACAGCCUGCAGGAAUUCACACCUCCGCUGGGGAGAUACGAUGUCAUCUGGAUUCAGUGGGUCUCUGGGUACCUGACCGAUAAAGACCUUCUUGCGUUUCUUUCCCGGUGCCGAGACGGCCUGAAAGAAAACGGCGUCAUCAUACUGAAGGACAAUGUGGCUCGGGAGGGCUGUAUCUUCGAUCUCUCUGACAGCAGUGUGACUCGGGACAUGGACAUCUUCCAGAGCCUCAUUAGGAAGAGUGGGCUGGUGGUUCUGGGCCAGGAGAAGCAGGACGGCUUUCCAGAGCAGUGCUUCCCGGUGUGGAUGUUCGCACUGCACAGCGUGGACACUCCUGGCCAGCAGUGGGAAUGAACGACUGGACUGCACAGUGGUGCUUUGGGACAGAGAUGCUGUCCUCUGAAGUGCCCCUUGUAGUUCAUGGAGGGAUGGAGA